UUUCAACUUAUAGAGCCAAACGGCAAACAAAUGAUGCCCAAUGAUUAUUCGAAUUGAUCAUGGUAUUAUUUAAGCUGGCACUUUUUCAAACUUAUCCCAUGCUUGCACGAAAGCAAUUUUUUAAAAGGAUCACAAGUAUCCACUAUGGAUCCUGGACUAACCAAAGCAGAAUUAGGGGGUACAGAAUAUCCGAAGCGAGGCAAGUCAUAUGAAGUUAACCCCAUUUCAGACGAUCGGGCAGCUCGAGGCUCAAGUCAGAAAGAGGCAAUAGAGAAAACUUGGAAAACAUAUGUCGAAUCAACCACCCUUCAUGGCUUGCAUUACGUGUUCUCCCGCUCAACCAGCGCGCGUCGCUUUCUUUGGGCUGGGCUUCUUUUGCUCGCAAUGAUGUGGUUUUCAUUUCAGUCCUUCAAGUUGGUCGAGAAGUAUUACAGCUACAAAGUGACGACAAAAGUCAGUUUAAGAUACGAACCUAUGCAGAAUUUUCCAGCGGUGACUAUCUGCAACUCCAACAUGUUCAAACAUUCCGUGGUUAAAGCGAAGGCGUAUGAAGAAAUUGUACCCCAUCUAUUUGUCUCCAUUAGUGAAAAAAUGGGCUUACCUCUCAGUUUCAAUGAUAGCAUUGACUUGAACAAAUAUAAUGACUUUAACCUCACACAGUUUUACAUCGAUGCAGGACACCAAAUCACUGAUACCGUAUUUCACUGCAUUUGGAACGGAAAACCGACUUGUGGCCACAGGAAUUUCACGUCCGUGUUAACAUCGAUGGGACUUUGCCACACUUUCAACUCAGGAAGAGAUGGUCAACGUAUAUUGCAAGUGAAGCAGGCAGGCUCCGAUCGUGGACUACACCUGAUAUUAAACGUUAAACAAAGGGAAUAUUACGGGAUAACAUCAUAUCUCGCCGGCCUCAAAGUUCUUAUUCAUGAUCAGCAGACUCUGCCAUUGGUCUCUCGGCUUGGCUUUGCUGUGAGUCCUGGUACGAGUACAUUUGUGGCGUUAAAAAAACUGAGGAUCCUCAAUCUUCCAAAACCUUAUGAAGGCAACUGCCACGACAAAGAGAUCAAAAGCAUACCUGGCUUUAGCAAGUACACUAUUCCUUCUUGCGAAGCGGUUUGUCUGACCAACUUUGUUAUUGACAAGUGUGGAUGCAGGGAUGCUUUGAUGCCAGAUAUUAACAACACCAAAGUCUGUGGAUUGCGUGAAAUCAAGAACUGCCAAGCGAAACAGACGAAGGUUUUAUUUCUCCUUUCUGGCAACUUUCACAAAGGAAUAGAAAACCAGUGUGACUGCCCAGUGCCUUGUGAUUCCAUCUCCUUCAAUUCCAUGUUGUCAUACGCUGCCUUUCCGAGUAACAAUUUCCUAGCCAGUUUAGCCGAAGAACUUGGGGUAUCCAAUACUACAGCAGAUCUUUUGAAAGAAGAACAAGAAAUAACGAGCCAGAAUCUGCUGGAGCUGCGAGUGUAUUUUCAAGAUCUGAAUUACCAAGUCAUCGAGGAAAUACCAGCUUAUGAAUACGAAAGUCUGUUAGGUGAAAUCGGCGGUCAAGUUGGUCUCUGUGUUGGCGCCAGUCUCUUGACCGUGCUUGAGUUCUUUGACGUCAUAAUUGCUAUCGUCGGGAUACGGUUGGGAUUUAGAUAAACUUACAGAGUGAACGAUAUGAUUCUUUUUAGCGAGGCCUUAGACUACAGUAACAAUUAAAAGUUUUCGCCGAUCCACGCAUCACCUGAUGAAGAUAAGAUUUAUUUCCAAAGUUAAGUCUAUAAUUAUACUUGAAUGAACAAGUCAAUUUUUUUGCAAACCCCUUCCGUCCCCUCGCCUCGUUUAAUCACAGCUUAACAAGCUUGUUAGCCAGUCUGCUCUUGAAUUCAGCGUAAUUUUGUCACAUGAAUCAUGUUUAGGUAGCCUGUUAGUGCAGAAAUAGUUCUCUCUGUAAUCAGUCAUGUUUAGGUAAAGCACAUCUUCUUUAGUUUAGAAAGCGAUCUGUAUCAUACUCGCACCGUUCAAAUGCAAUAGGAUGCAAAAGCGACUGCGGUAGCAUUGCCGUCCCAACUCCCACUCCGCCAGGCCAGCGCUCGGUCAGAGUAACCAACAUCAAUCCUCCAUAUUUCUAUGUUACUAUCUGUCA
Stylophora pistillata is the source of this 2128-nucleotide messenger RNA. Its product is annotated as acid-sensing ion channel 2-like. The record is from RefSeq and is a predicted model, not a curated record. Gene Ontology annotation, molecular function: ligand-gated sodium channel activity. Lineage: Eukaryota; Metazoa; Cnidaria; Anthozoa; Scleractinia; Pocilloporidae. Gene Ontology annotation, biological process: sodium ion transmembrane transport. Gene Ontology annotation, cellular component: plasma membrane.